Messenger RNA from Pundamilia nyererei, 5519 nucleotides. It is a transcript of the gene lmtk2, whose product is annotated as lemur tyrosine kinase 2. The record is from RefSeq and is a predicted model, not a curated record. Gene Ontology annotation, biological process: protein phosphorylation. Gene Ontology annotation, molecular function: ATP binding; protein kinase activity. The coding region runs from base 412 to 5019 and encodes 1535 amino acids. NCBI's taxonomy places the organism in Eukaryota, Metazoa, Chordata, Actinopteri, Cichliformes, Cichlidae. The transcript has 14 exons.
UGACGUCACGGUGUACAGGAACAUGGCGCUUUGGAGGAGAGGUUCUUCAUGAUAAUCAGGGACUAUAACGAUUGAAAUUCCCAUUGUUGUGUUCAUUUAGACAACACUAAAGUACAGACACUAAAUAUGAGAGGCCGCGAAAGGUGACCGCCCCCUCUGUCUCCAUGGAUACCCGACCACUGCGUGUGGUAGCGGCGUUUGCUGUCGUCAGCUGAAACUCUUAGCAUCGAUAGCUAAAGCUAGUUAGCUGGCGAAUAGCCAGACGCAAAAAACAGACAGAAUGUGCUCGUUUAUGUAGCCUAGACUAACGCGAAGCUGCUAUUCAAUGUUUAAAACACUUAAGCCUUUUUUUUUAAAUCAGCCAUUUAUUUGAUUUCACGUAGCUAACAUUUUGUUAGCUAAGCUAUAAGGAUGGAGAACCGCCGUGUAUAUGUUUUGUUGCUGAGCUUUGGGAUUUUUCUAUCGGCUUUGGGACUGUCUGAAGGCGCCCCUCUUCAGUAUGGUCAGAAAUCAGGUGAAGGCACGGGGGACACUUUGUCUGUCUCUAUCUACCUGUCCCUGGUGGUGUCUUUGAUGGUGAUUGUGUCCUUGGUGGUGGUGCUAGUGAACUGUGUGACCUGCUGCAAGGAAAGGGAGAUCAACUUCAAGGAGUUUGAAGAUCACUUUGAUGAUGAGAUCGACUUCACUCCGCCAGCAGAGGACACCCCUUCUAUGCAGUCCCCAGCUGAGGUUUAUACCCUUGCUGUGUCUCCUGUGCCCCUGCCUGGCCCGCCACACCUCCAACCUCCUGCCCGCAUCACAGAGGGAUCAACAGGCUUCCAGGUCGUGCGCCACAGUCUGAGCUACAUCCAAGAGAUCGGCAACGGCUGGUUUGGCCAGGUCCUGUUGAGUGAUAUCUACACAGACCCAGGGACAAGAGUGGUGGUCAAGGAGUUGAAAGCUAAUGCAAGUGCCAAGGAGCAGAAUGACUUCCUGCAGCAAGGGGAUCCAUACAGAGUUUUGCAGCACCCAAACAUACUCCACUGCCUUGGACAGUGUGUUGAGGCAAUUCCCUUCCUACUGGUUUUUGAAUACUGUGAAAUGGGGGAUUUGCGGGGCUAUCUUUCUCAGCAGGACUGGAUGUUCAGAAAUGCUGAGUUGCUGCAGCUGCAGAGGAUGGCCUGUGAAAUUGCUGCUGGUGUCACUCACCUUCACAAACACAACUUCCUGCACAGUGAUCUAGCACUGAGGAACUGCUACCUGACUGCAGACCUCACAGUCAAAGUGGGAGACUAUGGCAUUGGACCCUGCAGAUAUAAAGAAGAUUACAUCAUCACAGAGGAUGAUGUGUAUGCACCCCUUCGUUGGUUGGCCCCUGAGCUGGUAGGCGAGCGCCAUGGUGGCGUAAUUACUAUGGAACAGACCAAGCCAAGCAAUGUGUGGGCAUUGGGGGUCACAUUAUGGGAGCUCUUUGAGAAUGCUGCUCAGCCGUACCCACAUCUGUCUGACCGAGAAGUUCUCAACCAUGUGAUCAAGGAGCAACAAGUCAAGCUGUUCAAGCCACAACUGGAACUUCCCUACUCUGAUAGAUGGUAUGAAAUUUUGCAGUUCUGUUGGCUGUCUCCAGACAAGCGGGCCACAGCAGAGGAAGUACACCGUCUCCUCAUCUAUCUGCGUAUGCAAGGCCAGAAGGACAUAGAAGAAGAUUUCGAGCAACGCUGGGAUGCACUGAAGCCUAACCCCACUAUGCGGCAGACCACUGUUAGCCAUUCCUCCUUCCCAAUCUUGGAACAGUUUGCUGAUGAUGCCCUGAGACAAGAAAUAGAUGAAAUUCUGACUGUGACUGAAACAAGCAAAGGUCUCAGCUUUGAGUAUGUUUGGGAAGCGGCUAAGCAUGACCACUAUGAUGGUAACCAUGGACGUUCAGGCGUAGACACAACACUAAACUACCACAGCAUGUUCUUUCCUGUUUCCAGUGAAGAUAUUCGGGCUCAUUUCCCUGAUCCUUCAACUAGCGCAGCAGGAGGAGAAAGUGGGAACACUCCAGGAUUUCCUGGGAUCUUACCGGUGUUUGAUGCUCAAAAGCCAUCUAAUGGGAAUGAAUAUUAUAUCCAACUAGAAGAGCAAGGGGAGAGCACUGUUGGGGAGGACGGGAAUAGAGAACCAGAUAUGGGCUUUGGUUCAAGCGGGCAAGAUUUUGUUGUGCUCCAAGAUGUGCGGCUAGAUGAGUCAAGCACAGAUGCCGACUUUUUCCACCAAAGUAUUGACUCAAAGGAUUCAUAUUUACCAGACAGCCACAUCUGGUCGUCUCUUGAAAAUGACAGUCCGUACCACACCAACAUUUUUACAGAAGAUGGGUCAAAACAAGAAGACUCGCCUUCCUGGAGGCAGAAUUUUAUGGAGCUUCCAGACCGCAGCGGAAACCCUUUUCUUGAAGGAGGAACUUUAGAGGGUGAAGCAGUGAAUAGAGAUGGAAGUUAUGGGGAUGCUUUUUUAGGGGAACCCACUAAGGUGGUGAAUUCUGUGGAAGCAAAGGAUGAAAACAUGAAUGGAAAAAGUCUUUUGAGUACUGAAAAACUAGCAGAUAAUUUUAUGUUUCUUAAAGAUCAAACCCUAAUGAAGGAGGGUGCUAGUUUCUUAAGCCCACAACCAAAUUUUCUUUUACCUGGUUUAGCCCACGAACCAGAGGAAGCAUUCAAAAUGAAUUCUUGGGAUAAGCUUGACUCGUUAGGCAGCUUAAACACAGCAGACACUUAUUUUAAAUCGGCAGCAAGUAGCACAUCCUCAAGACACGAACUUCUAGACUCUCCAAGUAACAGUUUGGGGGAGUUUUGUCAGUCUCUAGAAAAUGAGACACUGGUGCCUUCCAUUACAGUGGUCACAGAAGAUGACACAAGCAACCAGCUGCCAGCUAGAAAUAGUUCUUCCACAGAAGACCUUGGUCUGUUGCAAUCCUCAAACAGAGGUGUAGACUCUGGUUUUGAUUCUACCUCAGAGAGGUUUGAGGUUCUCAUCAGUCACACUGAUGACCACACCACUGUAAUAUCUGACAGUGCCAAUACAGAUUCUUUGUGCACAGAUGCCAAAAUUCCCAGCCUUGAAGAUGACCUUGGAACCUCAAAGGAUGACACUCAGCCCAUAGAAAGUAAAAUGCCUGAACCCCUGCCAGCUCAAGUAUUCCCUUCAGAUAAUGGACACAGUGAAGACCUAACAAGUAAUGAUUUGUUGAGUGAGCUAAUUGAGGAUGCAGAUAUACAAAUGGAAACCACUCUCUCUGAUCAUGAAGAAUCAUUUAUGGAUACCAAUGGGCAUUCUCAUGAUAGAGCUUCUCUUCUGGUGUCGGGUCCAUCUUUGGACCAGAUCAGCCAGGACAGUUUAUUGGAAGACAGUAUGUCCACCACUGUUCCAACUGUAGAGAACUUUGCUGAAACACCAGACUCAUUAGACUCAUUUGACAUACACAGGCUUGGAGAGCAAGGAGAUGAACUGAAUGCUCAAAUUGCUCAACACAAACUCCAACCUCCAUACAGGAUAUCAGAUAGUGGUUAUGAGACUGAGAACCUGGAGUCUCCUGAGUGGAACUCUCAGCCAAAUGUCCAAGAUUCCUCUCCUGUAAAAAAUGGCUUGAGUGUUACCAAAGAAGAAGAGGAGACAGAAGAGCUCACAACUGCGGCAAAUCUGGUUCCGCCGAAAAUCAUAAUCUCCGAAGUAGAGGGUGUGCUAGAUACUCGCAGUGAAGAUCCCAGUGAGGAAGAUCAGCCAGAUAAUGAAGGUACUGCUGAGGAACCAAUUAUGGGAAGUAAUUACAGAGACUCUGCAUACUUUUCUGACAAUGAAUCAGAACCUGAAAAGAAGUCUGAAGAAAUAACUGCAGGUGGUUCUGUUGAAGACACGUGGCUGAGGAACUCCACUGAUGAGGUUCCCGAGGCUUCUGGAGCUCCUGCACUGGAGGCUUACAAGGAAAAAGAUAUUGACUCUUUAUUUUCUCUACCUGCUGAAUCACAAGCCAAGGAUGUUAAGAAGAUGGGUUCAGUAGCAGAUUCAGAUAUCACAGAAAAUGGUGAAAACCAGGUGGUCGAGUCUACCAGCAGCUCCAAUGAAGAUGGAAUUAAACCAGAGGUUUUCAAGGACACUGCAUUUACUGAUCACCUGGACCCCUCUGAAGGUCCAGAAACCUCAAUACUUCCUUCUAUUGCCCCAGCUAAGCCAGCAACAGAGAGUGUAGUUCACGCUAAACUCACCAGAACCGACACCAGUGAUGGUCAUAAAAUAAAGGAGCCGGAUGUGGAGGGGCGUUACCUGGGGAGGCGGGAUGGGUCGGGCUUAGAUGGGCAAGAAGAUGGCGUAGAUGCAGACGAGGAGGACGAGAACAGCGACGACUCGGAUGACGACAUGCGCGCGUACCAGCUGCACAGCUCUAGCUCAGAAAGCGAGGAUGAAACCGUGCACCCGGUGCCAGUUGUUAUCUCGGACGACAGCAGGGCGAAGAACCUGAAGAGCUUGUUAAAACCCACAUCUCUGAACAUCGGAGCAUCAUCUUUCAUGUUUCCUGCAAGGUUUGGUGCGGAUAACUCCAAAAGAGCCGUGUCUUUCUUUGAUGAUGUCACUGUCUACCUGUUUGACCAGGAGACGCCCACCAAGGAACUGGGUGACCACUCCUUGGAUUCAAACAGUCGGGUACCACAGUUCAGCAGUUCCACGCCUGCUGCCAGCUACCUGAACCGCUUUGCCAACUCUGAGAGCUCAACAGAUGAAGAAGGUGGUGGUUUUGAGUGGGAUGAUGACUUCUCCUCACCCGCACCCGCCUUCCUGUCCAAGACGGGUAAAGACACGGUAUCCAAGGCAAGGUCCUCAUCUGCAGCAUCGUUUUCCUCUCCGGCCCCUGCAGUGGGGUCCAUGCUGGAUACCAGCUGGACCGGCUCUUCAAGCUACUCCCGUUUUUCCAUCUCACCGGCCAGCAUUGCCAGCUUUUCCCUUACCCAUCUUACCGACUCUGAUAUUGAACAAGGAGGAAGCAGCGAGGACGGGGAGAAAGACUAGGGUGCUAAAUGAAGGGACCGUUUAUCUUCACACUACUGUGGAAUGAAGCUACUCUCGCUCUUUUUUUUCUUUUUCUUUCUUUUUUUUUUUUUUGGGAGAACAGCCGAAUAAGGACAACAGACGACGCAGUUUGUGGGGACAAACUGCAGAUGCUUCUCUCAGGCAGAACUAUUCUCAGCGGCGUGGCCAUGAGAACAAAAGGCUGUAAACGGACAUUAGGCAAAUAAGACGGACGAGGCCCAGUCCCAGUCUGAGCCACAUCACCUCUCCAGCUCCGUGUGUGUGUGUGUGUGUGUGUGUGUGUGUGCGCGUGUGUGCGUGUUUGUAUGAUUUUUAGUUCAGUGCAAUUAAAAUGUUUUGGGGAGGGAAAACAAACUAACUGACGUAGCUUCUAAAUGUUUGCUUUAAUGCCUCAUCAUGCGCAUUCCAGGUGUUUGGCUGCUUCUUUUUGUUGUGUGUAAGUGCACUCCUUUUCUAGGACUUUUGCUUCACCAAAAAAA